ACAACUUGUCACAUAUCUACACACAUUGCAUCCUCAGUCCAGAAACACCAAUUCUCUUCUUUCAAAAGCAAUCACAACAACAUGGCUGACCGUUUUCCGUCCCUCGAGGACUUCGAUUCGGGAGCCCAGACAGACAUCCAGAACACCUCGGGCGACCCUUCUGCCGACGACUUCCUUGCGCGAGAGAAGGCCAUCCUUGGUGACGAUGCGGACAAGUUCGCGACUGCAGAGGACAGCGCUGCAUUCGAGACAGGCGAUGAUGACCUGCUGGGCGGUGGACAGACAACAGAGUUCGAGACGGCCUUUCCUGACAUCUCGGGCCCCAACGAGACAUCUGGCGGCGCCAUCACAAGCAGUGGCCCUUCCGUGAACUACAACUCUGGAUACUCAGCCUACGUGGAGGAAGAGCAGGAACCUGAGGUGAUCAAGGAAUGGAGGGCGAAGCGUGACGAGGGCAAUGCCAAGCGGGCAGAGCAGUUCGCGCGACAGCGGGAGGAGACUGUUGCUGAGGCACAGCGCAACAUCGACGAUUUCUAUGAGAACUAUAACAACAAAAAAGAGAAGUCGAUCGCGGCCACCCGCAAGGAUGCUGAGGCAUUCCUGGCUUCGCGCGAGGACACCACCUCGGGCGGCACCUCUUGGGAGCGCAUCGCCAAAAUUGUGGACGUCAGCGGCAAGGGCGCCAAGGGUGGUGCUGCAGGCUCGGGCAAGGAGCGCUUCCGUGAGCUGCUGAUGAGCCUCCGCAAGGACGAGAAGGCGCCUGGUGCGACAGGCUACUAGUCGUUGUCUACGUCGCUGUCUUCCCCCUCGCCCAUGUCUCAGCACUCGUUGGGGUAUCUGAACUCGUCUAGUCAGAGCAUCAUUGGUCAUGCCUUGCGUGUCCAGGAGGAUUCUUUUGGCAGCCUCAUCUGAUGGCAUCUGUUUUUUUAACACGGCGGAGAGGCCCUCUACGCAUCUUCGCACACAUCCAAAAAGUCAUAUCACACCGUUCUCUACAAAAGGCGGGGAUUUGAACCACCUUGUACUUUAGACAACCAUAUUUCAUGGUACAAACAAAAUAGCCAUUUGGCAGACAAGAGCGAUACAGUUGAAC
Molecule: messenger RNA, 1093 nt
Organism: Cryphonectria parasitica EP155
Lineage: Eukaryota; Fungi; Ascomycota; Sordariomycetes; Diaporthales; Cryphonectriaceae
Exons: 3
Coding region: 82-780 (232 amino acids)
Biological process (GO): clathrin-dependent endocytosis; clathrin coat assembly; intracellular protein transport
Cellular component (GO): clathrin coat of coated pit; plasma membrane; clathrin coat of trans-Golgi network vesicle
Molecular function (GO): clathrin heavy chain binding; structural molecule activity
Source: RefSeq, a predicted model, not a curated record